Molecule: messenger RNA, 862 nt
Organism: Ostrinia furnacalis (Asian corn borer)
Lineage: Eukaryota; Metazoa; Arthropoda; Insecta; Lepidoptera; Crambidae
Exons: 2
Coding region: 125-853 (242 amino acids)
Biological process (GO): regulation of transcription by RNA polymerase II
Cellular component (GO): transcription regulator complex; nucleus
Molecular function (GO): DNA binding
Source: RefSeq, a predicted model, not a curated record
UCGCGUUCCCCCGCCGGCAGCGCGGCAGUCGGCCGUCGCCUGCCCUUUCAACUGUACGAACGACGAGCACGCGCGUUCGCACCGCGCCGCUAACGCCGCGUCGACGUUUUUUUUUAUCCACGUCAUGCAGUUCGAAUACGAUCCUGAACGACUGAUAGAAGAGGUCAAGAAACGAAAGGGCAUUUGGGACUUCGAGGACGCCGAUCAUCGCGCCAAAAAUGUGCGACACCAGCUAUGGACAGAGAUCGUGAACGAACUCCUGCAAUCGGAUGUUAAGAUCACGAAGAGCGAGAGGCGCGAACUUGAAAUUCAACUGCAGAAGAAAUGGAAAAGUAUACGGGACUGUUUUCAAAAGUACAUACAGAAGCCGAACAAAACGAGACGACCGUACAUUUAUUUUAAGCAGUUACAAUUUCUUUUGAAGUCUGAUGCACCAGCGGCACAACCAAACGAGGGGGAAACGAGCGAAUCUGACGAGAAUUCGAAGCAGUCGAAGAAGUGGACGUUUAGGAAGAAAUUGAAGCUUGCAAAAGACGCCGAAAGUUCAGAAGACGACACCUACAAUUUGGACAAUGAAGAGUCUAGGGAUUAUUCAAACGAAUGUGCUGUGGAGUAUGAGAUGCCAGUUCAAGUAGCCAAGAUCACGCAACCAGCUGAUGAGUUUGCCUUUGCCAAUGUUGAUGCACAUGGUUCUAAAAUGGAUAACGACGAUCCCGAUAGACUGUUCCUAUUAUCCUUAUUGCCACAUUUGAAGGCAGUGCCUGAGGAAAACCGCCUUAAUGCCAAGAUGGAUCUAAUGCAAGUACUGAGAAAUGCAAGUUAUUCAGUCUGUCGGGACCAAAAGAUCUUUUGACUACGAUCU